CACUGCUGCUCCCACAUCACAGACAGGAAGAGGAACCGGCCGGCUACAGUAGUUUUUCGUGUCAGUUGGGGAGCUGUUGCUUUUUCUUCUAUUUAUAUCCUAAUGCAGCUUGAUUACAAAGGGAGGUUUUUGCAUUUAACUCGCGGGCAUUCGUCAUGACAAUUAGACCGGGCACGUCUAUAGAAAUGUGUUACAAAGUGCACAGAACCGAGGCAGGUGGCCAUGGUAACCGCGCGACGCUUCUGCUGUGAUUCAUUCAUGUCGAAAACAGUGAAGACGAUAUGGCUGGGAAACAAAAGAAAGCCCUGAGAAACUCCAUCGAUGAUGUUUUGGGUGAUCUUCUUGGGGAUGACGAUGUUACUCCCAGCAAAACCAGCAGGUCCCCAGCAGGUGUGGGGGGCACUGGUAGAACAGCGGGCCUGCCCUCGAGAAGCGGGAGAAAGUCUCUGCUUGAUGACGACUUCUUCAGCAAGCUAGCGGAGGAGGCUGGCAAGGACGAGGGGUCAGACAUCUCUGAAGCUGAUCCUUUGGCUUUGUUGGACAGCAUGAAGGAUAUUGAUGACAUGGAUGCAGAUCUGUUUGGGUCGAAGAAGCCCAGUUCUGCCCCCAGUCGUUCUCUGUCAGGUGGACUGAAGCAGCAGGAGAAACCCAAAGCAGCUCUGAGCGAGGAUCCUGGGCCCCGGUCUGAGGGGAGGAAGCCCAGUUCUGCCCCAGCGGGCUCGGCUCGGCACUACAAGAAGUUUACAUUCGAGGAUGAUGAUGAUGGCGAUAUCCUUGGCCCGAGUUCUGGCAUUAAAGAGGAGGAAGACCCUUUAGAAGACCUCCUGGAUGAUCAGGACGAGGGAAAGGAUUCCAAACAAUGGGCACCACAGAGGAAAGACAACCUCGCCCCCUCAGAGGCUCCCGGCACCAAACAGGAGGAGGCGGCCCCCCCUGCCUCUGCCCCAACUCGUCCGGCUGCGGUGCCCAGGAAGCGGGAGGAGCUGAGCUUCGACGAGGAUGGGGACGAGCUGAUCGAAGCGCUGGGCUUCGGGGAGAGUCCUAAAGGGAGAAGGAGAGCAGAGGACGCGACCCCCCAGCCAGCCCGUUCACGGCUGGAUGAGAUUCUGGGGCGUGGCACGGCCCCCCGACUGCUGGAGCGCCCCCUAACAGGAGAGAGCAAGGAGGUUCAGCAGGAGAAGAAGAGCCACCGCAACCAGACAGAUGCGGUCGUGGGGGAGGAGGAUUUCACUUUUGGGGCGUACCAGCCGACCGUGGCGUCCACUCCAGAGGGGCGACAGUCCCGCAGACAGUCAGUCAGAUUUUCAACUGAGGACAUUAGCGGGCUGUCGCCAGAGAAGAAGUUGAAGCCGGCCACACCUGCCACCCCUCUCUCGGCACGCUCCAGCAAACCAGCAGCGGAUUGGCUGGGACUGAAGGAGGAGGAGGCUGCGGAUUGGAGGAGCCCCUCUCCAGUGCGGGACAGCCUGAGGCCCCCCCCCUCUUCUGACGUGCCUGCGCCCCAGAUUCCCUCCCCCUCGAACAAGCCCCCAGGCUCCAGCCGGCCACCCUCGGGAUCAAAGGUCACAGACACCCCACUUCCCGCCAGCGGCAGGACCCCCCACUCAGGACCCAGGCUGGAGGCAUCUGUGUCCACGGAGGAGGAUGACUGGCUGGCAGGGGCUCUGUCCCGCAAGAGACAGCAGGAGAAGGGAGCAGGGUCCUGGGACUUGGAUGAAACAGACGCCCCUGUCAGCAAGCCUGUGUCCUCACCCGCUUCCCGAAGAAGACCUUCACUGACUGAGCCUCCCAAUAACACUGGCUCUUCGUUACCCUGGGAGAACCCCCAAAGACAGGCCACCCCCCCUCCACCAAGUGGGACAAGGACUGAGGAUCCUCCCAGGACAGCUGUACCCAUUCCCUCUGGCGCUGUAGUCCCAGCUGCAGCUCACACCUCCAGCAGGCAUGAAGCCCCAGCCUCUCCACUAACAAGCCCACCUUCACAGUCCCAGCAAGCUCAGCAUGAAAGUGCAAGAGCCAUGCAUUCAAUCCAGUCCCUAGCAGUAGAACCUCUUUAUCCAAGCGACCACCCCCUGCCUCCUGUAGCUCCCCAGUCUGAACCCCCUAAACCUGCAGCCAGUCGCGUAGCCGACCCCUCUCGCACCCAGCCCAUGCCUGCUUCAUCUGCCAGGGCUAGUCUUCCUCUAUCCCAGCAUCCACUGCAGGAGCAGCAGGAGCUGAGACUGCCACCCCAGACAGCAGCCUCAGUGUUCCACCCUGAUCUCCCAGGCCUGCCAGCUCCCAGCACAGCGUGGUGUCACGUGCCUGCACAGAGACCAAUGGAGACAAACACACUUGUCCUGCAGCCACAGCAGGUAGCCCUAGAUUGUGACCCUCUCCAAGCACUGCUUCUGCAGCAGCAGCUGGUGCAGUCCCAGGCGCGGGGGCUGGGACCCCUCGCCCCCCGAGAUUUGGAGAGCAGGCUGGGUGUCCUACAGAAGCAGCUGAGGGAGUGCGAGACGGAGCAGCAGGCAGGGGAGCAGGCCUUGCAGACCCGACUCACACAGAUGGAAUGCCAGGUGCGCAAGCUGGAGCUGGAGCGGGACCAGGCGCAGCUCCUGUUGGACACCCUGACGCAGAGACAGAGGCAAGACCUGGAGCUGGUGGAGAGCACACACAGGACUCGUGUGAAGCUGCUAGAGGAGGCGUCCCAGCAGAGAGAGGCUCAUCUGCGUCAGGAGAGCGAGGAGCUGCAGGAGCGCGUAGCAGCUCUGGUACGGAGUGCCGAGCGGGACCGAGUGGACCUCGUCACACAGCACCAGCGCCGGCUCGGUGAGGCUCAACAAGAGAGGGACCGCGAGGUGGAGCGACUGCGGGAGCUGCAGAGGCAGUCCAUCCUGGAGAUGAAGAAGGACCACGAGGAGCAGCUGCAGCGUCUCAAGAGGCUGAAAGAUCAGGAGAUCGAUGCAGUGACGAGCGCCACCUCCCAGACCAGGUCUCUGAAUGGCGUGAUUGAUCAGAUGGAGUCGUUCUCUCGGAAGCUGGGAGACCUGUCCUACAAGGUGGAGAGCACACACGAGCAGACUGCCCAGGGCCUGGAGCAGGGGGCCAGGCAGAGAGACGAUCAGCUCAGGGUGCUGCAGGAUCGCCUGAGCCAGCAGCAGAGAGACAUGGAGGACGAGAGGAGCCGGCUGCAGUCUGUCAUCACCAAGAUGGAGAGCCGGCUCAGCGAGCAGCAGCGGCUCCUGGAGAAGGAGCGCUGGCGCCUGACGGCCGAGCAGAGCAAGGUGGAGUCCUUGCAGAGGGCACUGGAGGAGGAGAGGAGGGUGCUCACCCAGCAGAUCAGCAUGGAAAGGGAGGAGCUGGAGAGGGCAAAGAGUGCUCUGCUGGAGGAGCAGCAGGCAGUGAUGCAGCGCUGUGCGGAGGAGCGCAGAAAGCUGGCAGCCGAGUGGACGGAGUUUCACAAACAAGAGAAGCAGCGGCAAGAGCGGACAGAGCGAGAGGCCAGCCGGGCACUGGAGAGAGACUCGCACAGAGAGGGGUCCCUGAUCAACCUGGCACAGGAGCAAGCAGACAUCAAGGUGAAGGCGGGUGAGCUGAAGCUGAGAGAGGAGGCUCUGAUCCGGGAGCGGGAGGCUCAGGAGAGGGAGCGGCAGGAGCUGCAGCUGGAGAAGGAAAGGGUUAACGGGGCAGCGCUGCGCCUCCGGCAGAGAGCAGAGGAGAUGGACUCUGUCAGCAAGCUUGCAUCCCAGAAAUAUGAGGAGGGAGAGCACGCCCUGCUGGAAGCAAAGCAGGUCGCCUCAGAGCAUCAGGCAAGACUGAGGAGCAUCCACCAGCAAAUGGAGCGCCUGAGACAGCAGGAGCAGCACCUGCACCAGGAGCGCCUGAGGCUGUCUGACCAGCGCAGAGAGCUGGAGAAGCUGAGACAGGGGAUCCCCAUCAACACACUGGCCAGGCCACUCCCCACCAGUUUUGCCCCGUUGUUUGCCAGCACCCAGCUCAUCGCCUCUCAGGAGCCAGUGCGCUCACAGCCUGCUGCUGAUACUGGUUCCCCUGAGCUGCGGGCCAGGUUGGCCCUCCUCAGACACACGGCAGAGAAGGACAGAGACUUCCUGGAGGAUGAACAGUUUUUCCUGGAAACUCUCAAGAAGGCUCCGUACAACUCUUCCACUCAGACAGCCUGACCCCACCGACCGAGGACAGCCAGCUGGAGAGUUAACCAUGUGUUUGAUAUAUUUUUUACACAAUAAAGUUUUGUAUUGUUUUAUUACGAA
Acipenser ruthenus (sterlet) is the source of this 4253-nucleotide messenger RNA. Its product is annotated as fas-binding factor 1 homolog. The record is from RefSeq and is a predicted model, not a curated record. Gene Ontology annotation, cellular component: ciliary transition fiber; ciliary basal body; centriole. Lineage: Eukaryota; Metazoa; Chordata; Actinopteri; Acipenseriformes; Acipenseridae. Gene Ontology annotation, biological process: cilium assembly; establishment of epithelial cell polarity. The transcript is spliced from 32 exons. Bases 282 to 4163 code for a protein of 1293 amino acids.